AUGAAAAGAGGCACAUCAACAAAGGGUUCCAGCGGUAGUAAUAACAGUGGCAAUGACAAUAGUUCAAGCAAUACUUCCAAUACUGGAUCGGGGAUUUUGAGCAAUCUCAAGAGAUUGACGAAUACUUCUACUUCCUCUAAUGGGGCUCAACAACGAAUAGAGCCGUCAGAUAUUUCUUCACCGAAAAAAGUUGUGGUACCAAGUCGAGUAACGAAUGCUAACGAUCUUAGACCUCUCAACAAGAAAAAUACAUUGAAUACACAAAAUAUAUCACAGUAUAUCAACAGCAAGGCAUCGAAUGAACCUUCAGAUUACCGAUCGAGAUCUCCUUCGGUACCGCCUAAUGCAAAACACACGCACUCUAGAAGAUCUUCCAACCAAACAUCUAUUUUGACAGGUCAUUCGGGCCUAUCUAGACAACCAACUAAUCAAAGCUUCUCCUCUAGCAGUAUAAUAUCACAGCCCUCUACCUCUAAUUUGGCUAGAUUUAUGACUUCGGAUGGCGUAAUAAAGCUAGACAUGCCUAAGGAUACUCAUGAGAUUGAGAGCUUGUUUGAAGACAUCAUGUAUAAAAGAAAUAUCUUCCAAUCCCUGUCGCCCCAAAAGCAACACGAACUUAUGAGUUACGAUAUCGACAAGAAGUGGUUAAUCGUUAAACAGGAUCUUCAAAGUGAAUUGAAGAAAAUGCUAGCCAAGAACGGUGGCUCUCACCCGUCAGUCCCUAAGACAAGCAUAGACCUAACCGCAAGUUCAGGAAAUCUUAAUAUCACAUCGUCUAGAUCAUCGGUAGUUUUCGAUAAUAGUAAUGUACCGUUGGCAAAACCUAGCAAAAAAAACAAUUUUGCGUCAAAUCAAAUAUCGACCAGUAACAGCAACAGUUUUUAUGAGUUGGCAGAGAAAAAUUCCACUAGCUCAACUUUAUUGUCAGAUAAAAUUAAUAGACCACCAAUUCAUUAUGUCAAAAAACUGAUAGCUGAUAAGCUAUCAAAAGACGAAAUGAAUGAUUUGUGGGUUACUUUACGAACAGAACAGUUGGACUGGGUUGCCAUUUUUUUAGAGCAUCAGGGCCACAUAGCUAUGGCAAAUGUAUUAAUGACAUCAAUAUACAAAACGGCUCCAAAUUCAUCUUUGAAUUCAGACACGCUUGACAAGGAGAAUUCAUUUUUCAAGUGUUUUAGGGUUCUUUCCAUGCUUGCUCAAGGUUUACAAGAAUUUUCACAUCAUUCUAUCAUGGCUGAUACUGUUGCAAAUGCUUUAUUUUCAGUAAGGCUUGCCACAAGAAAAAUGGCUACUGAAAUAUUUGUAUGCAUGUUGGAAAGUAAGAAUAAAGCAAGGUUUGAAGCUGUUCUAAAUGCUCUGGACAAGAAAUUCAAAGUCGGCGAGAACUUGCAUAUGGUACAAUAUAUGAAGAAUUUACCGCAGCACUUUUCACAUUUCACUUCGGAAAGCAUGUUCAAGGUAGUACAAGCUUGGAUGUUUUCUGUGGAAAAGACUUUAGAAGGUCGAGGUAAAAUGGGAUCGCUAGUGGGAGCAUCUGAUGAUUUCAAAUCAUCUGGAGGUGAGAAUGCCAUUUUAGAGUAUGCUCAGUGGACAAUGGUUUUCAUAAAUCAUCUUUGCAAUGGUACGGACGUUUUAAAUCAGAGAAUCCUAUUAAGAACUCGCUUAGAGAAUGCAGGCUUCAUAAGAAUUAUGAAUAAGCUAAAAGUUUUUGAUUAUGAUAAGCUCACUGAGCAAAUAAACUAUUACGAAAACGCUAAACUUGAUGACCUCAAUUUAGCAUUAGAAGCGGAGAAUGAUACUCACGACAUAAAUAUGCAAGAUUCCGUGCAGAUUCUUCAAAAGCUUUCUGACCACUGUAAGGGAACUGAGAAUGAAAGGCUGUUGAACACAUUGGUCAAACACUUAUUCCUCUCGAGUGCGAGGCUAAUAGAAAACAAAGAAGAUCCAACAAAACUAUCUAAGCAGCUUAAGCUCAUGGAUUCUUUAGUAACCAAUAUAAGUGCUUCUUCAACAGAUGAUAAUUCAGGGAUGAACAUGGCUAUUCAGCGACUUUACGAUUCAAUGCAAACCGAUGAAGUAGCGCGUCGUGCAAUUCUGGAGAGCAGGACAUUGACCAAAAAGCUGGAAGAAGCACAAGCAGAACGAGAUAUUUUAAGCCAAAAGUUGAGUGCUGCGGGAAAUGGUCUUGUAGGUCAACUUGAGGUUGAAUUGCAAGAAAGGGACAACAUUUUGGCCAAAACGCAGAGAGUAACGCGACAAUUACAAUCAGAGUUAGAAGAAUUGAAGAAAAAACAUCUUUUAGAAAAGCAUGAACACGAGGUUGAGCUUCGUAAAAUGUUGACUUUAUUCAAUUCCAGAACAGGAGAAACUGAAAGCUCGAAGGACAGGCAGGUCAGAUCCAACGUUCCAGGCACUCUAGAUCCAGAAAGACAAACAAGCAUCCAACGGGUACUUCAAGAAGGUUUGCAAAAAACCAAAAAAGAUAUAAGUACUGACUCAAAGAGAUUUGGAAUCACUUUACAGCCUAAUAAGAGACUCGAACAACUGCGAUCUCGAAUGGAAGACAUUGAAUCACAAGCAAGAGAACUUGAAAUGACUAACUUCGCGGAUCAUAAGGCCAAAGUAUUACAGGCGCCUGUGGAGAUUCAAAAAGGCACACAGUUCAAGGUACAUAAAGAACAAAGCGUCCAUAAGUUGAAUGAACUAAGAAAGGCCUUAGGUGACAUUCAGAGAGAAACGAAUGAUGUUUCUAAGUUUAAUGUGGAAGAAAGAGUUAAUGAACUAUUUAACGAGAAGAAAAACCAAGCGCUUAAAAGAUUGAAGGAGCUGGAGACUCAAUAUAAGAACUAUGGAUUGGAACUGAAUUUAGAUGACUUUUCAGAUAUAAAUUCUCGGUCUGAUAAAAGUUGCAGCGAUAAUAUACACUCGACUCUCGACCCUAAGGCCUUCCAGCGAAAGUUAGAUGAAAUGAACAGAAUUGCGGAUGAAUUAGCGGAAUUAAAAAGCCAUAUAGUAGAGGGCAAUGUCCAAGAUUAUUCCUCGUCCUCGAGCGAAGAGGAUGGUCUAGAAGAAUCAAGGACAAUUGCCGAUCAGAGCAGCACAUAUUCUGGUCAAUCAGGAAACUCAUUUCUCGAAACACUAUCUCAAAGGUAUGGAACAGGUCAGAACGAAUUUAGUUCACCUGUCUCAAGCUUGAACAAUUUGAAGCCUCAUCAAAAGUCAUUUGCCGCACGAAUGAAAAGGUCUAGCGUCUCUGCACCAUUUUUGGAUGAGCUUUCUAAAAGGGUAUCUAAGGCUGAACCUCUUGAAGAUAACGAAAAAGAACCCAAAUCAAGCUCAACAGAAAAGUCGCACUUACAGAAUGCUGUUGCGGCGACCAUAGAUUCAGCCGAUGGAAAGAAACCUUUCUCCAAUAAAUCUACCACAUCUUCAGAGAACGAGAAAAGGAGUCCUUUGUCAUCGGAAAGUGUUAAUGAAAAAUUAGACUCUGCGCAUGCGCAAGCUCCGCCACCGCCUCCACCACCUCCUCCGCCUCCACUUCCUUCUUUGCUCACCACGGACAACAAAGAGGAAAAAGAUCCCGUGGGAGCUACAAUCCCGCCACCACCACCACCUCCUCCCCCCCCUCCUCUUCUGUUCUCCAAAGGGCCAAAUGGCGAUGCUCUUCCUCCGCCGCCUUUGCCUCCUUCUCUGACUCCACGUUUGCAAUCUCCAUCUCCACCACCACCGCCACCUUUUCCUAUGAUGGGUCAGAAAAGCAGUAGCAGAACGGCGAUUCCUUCUCCCUUAUUACCACAGUCUCCUUCUUUGUUUUCGAGCUAUCCUCGCCCACAAAAGCGGCUCAAACAACUGCAUUGGGAAAAGCUGGAUGCAACAGACAACUCCAUCUGGUCUUCAGGAGAGGCAGAAAAAUUUGCUGGAGAUUUAUAUGAAAAGGGUGUUCUUGCUGAUCUGGAAAAGGCAUUUGUGGCAAGAGAGAUCAAGUCUUUAAAAUCCAGAAAAAAAGACGACCUGCAGAAGAUUUCUUUCCUUUCGCAUGACAUUUCACAGCAAUUUGGUAUAAACUUGCACAUGUUCUCGCAGCUGACCGUUGAUGACUUGAUUUCAAAGAUACUGAAAUGCGACAGAGAACUUUUGAAUACUCCAAGCGUUAUCGAUUUCUUAUCAAAGUCUGAGAUAAUUGAGGUGUCAACAAACUUGGCAAAGAACUACGCUCCUUAUUCGAUUGAUUGGGAAGGUGUCAAAUCAGCCAAGGAUGUGAAACCACCUGAAAAAGAUCCUACAGAUUUACAAAGAGCCGAUCAACUGUAUUUGCAACUAAUGUUUAAUCUUCAACCUUAUUGGGGGUCGCGUAUGAGAGCCUUGAAACUUGUCACUUCAUUUGAACGCGAAUACAGUGAUUUAAUAUCAAAAUUGAGAAAAGUCGAUAAGGCUGUUGCUGCUGUCGAAAAAUCUAACGGAUUGAAGAAUGUUUUCAACGUCAUUUUGGCUGUAGGUAAUUACAUGAACGACACGAACAAACAAGCACAAGGUUUCAAGUUAUCCACUUUACAGAGACUAACAUUUAUUAAGGAUACCAAUAAUAAUAUGACAUUUUUGAAUUAUGUCGAAAAAAUUGUAAGGGAGAAUUAUCCGUCAUUCAAUGAUUUUCUGACAGAACUACAGCCUGUCAUCGAAGUUACAAAAGUCUCAAUUGACCAACUUGUUUCCGAUUGUAUGGAGUUUUGCCAAUCAAUAAUUAAUGUGGAAAGAUCCAUAGAAAUCGGCAACUUGAGCGACUCGUCGAAAUUUCACCCCUCCGAUAGAGUCUUAAGUAAGGUUCUUCCUGCUCUUCCUGAGGCACGGAAGAAAAGUGAUUUACUCGAUGAAGAGGUUCGACUUUCCAUUAUGGAAUUUGAAGGGCUAAUGCAAAGAUACGGUGAGGAUUCUGGUGAUAAAUUUGCAAAGAAUUCUUUUUUCAAAAAGUUCGCCGAUUUCAUUGCUGAAUACAAAAGAGCUCAAACUCAAAAUAUCAAGGCCGAAGAGGAAGAAAGAAUAUACGAGAGGCAUAAGAAGAUGAUCGAAGAACAGCAGAAAAGACUCAAAGAACAGGAAGCUGUGCAAAAUGAAACCAAUUCCGAUUCUGGUGAUAGUAAAGGCUCCGAAGAUAGGCGUGCAAUGAUGGAUAAGUUAUUGGAUCAACUGAAAAACGCUGGUCCCACCAAAUCUGAUCCCUCUUCAGCCAGAAAGCGUGCAAUGAUUAGAAAAAAGCUCACCGCUGACAAAGAUGCGACAGAUCACUUGAUGCAAGAUAUUGACAACGGUGAUGAUACUAUGAUAUAUUCGCCGGAAAAUACUAUGAAAACUCCGAACGCUGUUUUGGAUCAGUCGCCAACACCAGGGGUUGCUGAUGCUCCUAUUGAGGAACAAGAUUCUUAUUCCCCUUCAAAAUCACAAAGAGAAUCUGACUCUGCUCAAGAAGUUAUUGGAGAUCGAGCGAAGGCCUUAUUAAAUGAGUUACGGGGAAGUGAGUUUUCUCCAGAAAAGCGAGACUCUUCUUCGGCAGAACACAGGGAACGGUUAAGAGCACGAAGAAGGAAAACAAAUACGGAGCUGCCAUCUGGCAAUAAGCUACGCUUUUUCGGCGAUGAAGAAGAUGAGGAUAAUAAUGUGACUGCCGACACUCGAUCAGAUUUGCUAAAAGUAGCCGACACCGAAUCACUGGCAGGACCCGAACGACUGGCAAAACCCAAACUUGAUCAGCAUAAUGGCGGCGUCAUUACAGAAACCGAUUGA
This is a messenger RNA of Zygotorulaspora mrakii, 5775 nucleotides long. RefSeq names its product formin BNI1 (gene BNI1). Gene Ontology annotation, cellular component: cellular bud neck; mating projection tip; cell division site. Gene Ontology annotation, biological process: actin filament bundle assembly; mitotic actomyosin contractile ring assembly; barbed-end actin filament capping. Lineage: Eukaryota; Fungi; Ascomycota; Saccharomycetes; Saccharomycetales; Saccharomycetaceae. Gene Ontology annotation, molecular function: small GTPase binding; actin binding. Bases 1 to 5775 code for a protein of 1924 amino acids. The record is from RefSeq and is a predicted model, not a curated record. The transcript has a single exon.